CCGCCCUCCACGCCCCGUCCCCCGUCUCAUUCUUCUUCUCCAUCUGUGUCCUGUCGCUACGCUCGAAGGAGAGGAAGAAGACGACACUCGCGCUCGCCGGCGCCUAGUCGCGAGUGCCUUCAAUCUUCUGCAGGCGAUUAGGAAGGCAGCUUGUUAUCCAACGAGCGAAAGGUCUGUCGAGGACUUGCGACCUGUUUUCUCCCCUCGCAGUGAUGGAGCAUAAUUGAAAUUUGGAAAUGGGACUUCCAGGCACGUCGUAAAACAGGAAAUUCAAACCACGGAAAAUACUGAGAAUUUCCGCUUUUUGUUGCAAAUCAUCGAACCGCAGUCUUGUGGUUUUCCUGCAAGUACUCUGGACUCUCAAUAUCGUGAUUACACUACGAACGAGAAUGAAGAUACGGUUGCGGUAGGACGCCAUUGCAAGUUCCCCGAGGCUUUCAAGAAUUAGUAAAUCACGAGGCAGGUUACACAGGAUGUCAGAAAAGACGCAGGGCUAAUAUUACCGAGUGACGACGAGUGUAGCGCCAUGCAUUACACUGGUGGACAAUAUGUCCUGCUGUGAAGUGAUGGAAGACUCAGUUGUUGACUUGACUAUGUAAUCUUUCCGAAGAUAAGCUAUGACGAUGUGCAGCGGUAUUUCCUGAAUCCGAGCUUCUUCUCGAAAUUGCGAAGUUUACCACUGUGACUCAUUUACGGGGCCAAUUUACGAAGCAUCGGUAAACAGAUGUGAAUUCAAACAUCUGUCACGUUGCACGUGAAGCUAACAUUUCAGCCUGCUCACAUUUCGCGGACCAGGACAGCGUCUUUUGAAAAGCAAGUUCUGACAGGAACGAAAGUUGCGGUUAAAGCCUAUUGAACGUGAUGGAAAACGGGACGUCAGAACGAGAGCGCAGUGGGGAGAACAAAAUAAUUAACUUAAGGGCUUCUAUGACACCAGGGGCUUCCAUUGAUCACUUUACGCAUGCCAAUAGCGGAGGACGGAGCUUACCUUUCGCUGUCGUAACUUCUUCUGGUCAGGAUGAAGACUAUCCUGCCAGUGAGCUCAAUAAGGGGAUUCAAGGUCGAGGUUGGCAGAGUUCAAGAUUUUGCUUCUACCCACAGGAGCUCACUUUGGAACUUCAGAGACCAUCCCGAAUCAUUAACAUGCAACUUCUUUGUCAUGAAUUCAAGAUUCCAUCUAAAGUAGAGGUGUUCGUCAGUCUGACGACCCCAUGGAUCCACAACGAGAAGGCUGUGAAUCAGAUGAAGCGCCUUGGAUAUCUAUCGCUUGACCCUAACGAUCGGAGUGGGCAUCAAGCGAGGGAGCUGAAAAGUAUUCACGUUGAUGCACCAGCAGCAGUCAUACGACUUGUCCUUCAUAACUGUUACAACAAUAAGCUCAAUGCAUAUAACCAGGUGGGUUUAGUGGCCCUGAUCAUAACAGGUGAACCUCUCGAUGAGCAUCAACUUUUACAAAUCAGGCAACGUGGCUACUCACCUCUGCUGCAGACUCCAAGGAUACAGGUUCCCAGCAGCAAGGUGGUUGAUGCCAACCUUCAUGCAGUAGAUUCAUUUACAGCUGCUCGUAUUCACAGGGUCACAAUUGUGCCCAUCUCCGUGAAGUCAGGCCAUACUGGUUUGUUCUUGCAGCUUCAGAAGGAGAAAGUAACUGCUGUUCAAGACGAAGAUUACGAUGAGGCUAAACGACUCAAGAACUUGAUUGAAAGACUAAAGGGUCUGGGAGAACAAAUCAAACAACUUGAGCUACGAAAACGAGCUGCUGUUGAGAUGGAAGAUUAUGAUGCCGCGAAGUCUUGCAAGCUGGAGAUUGAAAGAUUGAGACAGUGUGAUGGAACCGGACAGGACAGUUUGAGCUACGUGAGUGAGAACCCAGAUAGCUCAUCGAAACAUUCUGAUGUCUCGACGAGUGAUAACAACUAUCCCAAGAUACUUCCACGAGAGGAAAUCUUCAUGAGCAUGGACCAUCAAGCGAUGGUCAUGGACAGCUCAGCAGAGAACUAUGAAGACAAACGUAGUGGGCGCAUGGAAGGCGACAAUUCCACAAACGAGAUAGUCGUUCGCGCUAAGACUGCUUGUGAUCCACAGAAUUCUAUUCCGACGAUUCAAGCUGGAGAGAAACGAUCAGGAGUGCUCUCUACCGUCUUUCCUUGGUGGAAAGGAAAAGAAGUGUUGCGACACUCUGAUGAAGACGUGAAACCUGCUAUCUUGCAUGCACCUCAUGUGGAGUACUAUGCAAGCACCAGUCAGCACAAACCGAUAACUCUGUACCCUCAAGUGGAACAACAGUACGCCAGUACUAGUCAGCAGAAAAAUACAACCCUCCAUCUUCCUCAUGCCGAUAUUCACGCAAGCAAUGGUACCCAGAAAACUGCAUCCCUCCAUUUAGCUCACGUUGAACAGUAUGCGAGCUUUAGUAACCAGGCAACAACUCAUCCUCCUGAGGAACAAAACUUUGGAAAACCUGAUCAGCAGAUUGGUGUGAUACAUCCCCAUGCGGAGCCCUUUCAGCAGAGUGCCUCAACGUAUCCUCCUUUGGAUUAUUCUGGAAAGAUUGCUAAUCAUAGUACCAUAGUGGACUCUCCAGUGGACGAUCAUUACAAGACUGGGCAUCAACAACUAUCUACUCUGCAUUCCUCUACUGACCAGUACGAGAAAUCCGGCCAGCAUAAUGGGGAUCUACAUCCUCCAGUCGACCCGCACCCUAAAUUUGCAAAUAUCGAACCAGAACCCAAAGCAGCUUUACAUAAUUUCCCUUUUUCUGGCUCAGUCCCUGAACAAAAUGGCUCACAGACAACACACGAUCACGAUACUAGUGUACCAGAGCCUCUUACUGACGCUUUGAGGGGUGAAAUGGGCCCUUUAUUGGGCAUCCUCGACUUAUAUUACGUAGAAUGCCUUUGUAGUAAGCAGUGGCAGCUGCGGGAUAAAGCGCUGCAGCACAUUGUGAAAUUGCUUCAAUCCAGGGGUAUCACUGGUGACCCUUCAUCUAACCUAAAACUUUUGGACCUUGUUGUGCUUCGAGCAAUCAAUGACAGGGUGCCCAAUAUCUACUACGGUUCACUCCAUCUACUGAAAGAAUACGUUACAAAGUACUCUGGGGAGGUUACACCCAGAGAAAUUCAGCAUAGUGUAGCUGCGUUUGUAACCAUUCUUCUUGAUAAAUUGGGAGAAUCGAAUGUUCGUAUAAGAGAUGCAGCCUCCGAGACGCUCACAUUCCUGGCCUCCAAACGAGAAGUUGGCCUGCAUAUUGUGGCCCAUCAUAUGCUGAAGACGCCGAAGAGUCAGUCCAUUUGGAGGCCAGUAUUUGGUCGCUUGCAGUGGUUAUUGGCUGCAAUACCAGUGUUUGGAGUGCAGCCCAACAGCAAGACGGGAUUUAUGUCAGAGGUCUUGAUGUCUUUUGUCCACCAAGCGUUUACCAGUCCCAACGGAGAAGUUAGAAAUGCAGCAGUGAAGGUGACUACCGAGGUGUAUAAAUUGAUGGGAGCUACUGUGGAAAGAUAUCUGAAAGGAAUAAAGCCAAUUAUACGAGAGGUGCUAUUGAAUAGUUUCCAGAGGUUUGCAAUGGAUACUCGAACUCUGGAUGAUUGCAACCCGCUAACUUAUGAGGAGUUGGAUAACAUACCCAUAAUCAGAAGGUCACAGAAGACAACUUCCUUGAUGUCUGACGUGGACUCGCAUCCCAUGGAACCAGCCGUGAAGAAACCCAGAGACACGGGGCUACAUUCGAUGGUUGUUGAUCAGCAGGAACGGCUUUCUAAUGGUCAUGACGACCAGCACAUUCAUGUGGCGAGGAGGGGAGUGCAGAAGAGGUGGUCUUGACGACAUUGCGAGCAUCCGAUCAGUCACCUUGGUUAGAAGCUGAUACAGAAGCGUCAUAUGCUUCCCAUACUGAAACAGCCCAAGGGAAUGACGAAGUCCAGAUGCAAGCAGAAAAGGACGACUGGGCAGACCAGUGCCUGUUUUGUGGAAAGCAAGACCCGUCUUUUCUGAAUGGAGAUACUUUAGACUUACACUUCUGCCAGAGAUGUCCAAUGCUUGUUGGUUGUGGAAACUGUAAGCAGAUUGUAGAGAUUGCUGCCCUGAAAGAGCACUACCUGUAUGAGUGCACAUCCGGAAGAAGGUAUGUACAGUGCUUGAAAUGCUCACAAGCGGUUCCUGAAGUCAGAUUGACAUCUCAUCUCAGAAGCAAAGAGUGCCGUCAUGGGAAGCAUCACAAGGCUUACCGUUGUCCUCUAUGCCACCACACUGUGCAACCAGGCGAUGCUGGAUGGAGAGAGCAUCUGCUCAAGCCUCCCGGUUGCUCAAAAAAUCCACGAACGAAAAUGAAAAUGAAAUCCUAAUUCUAGACUCUUGACUUCUUCUUUCUUCGUGUUUACUGAGUCUUUUCUGGCUAGGUGAUAGACUUGAGGCAAAGUCUGACUCACAUCGAUCAUGUAAGCUGUGAUAUCAAGUUGUAUAUAUAGGAGAGGUUACUUGCUGACUGAAGGGCCGACCGUUGCCCAACGACAUUUAUCUUUGUAUAAAAUUUUUGAUUCUGGAUUUGA
Molecule: messenger RNA, 4544 nt
Organism: Marchantia polymorpha subsp. ruderalis
Lineage: Eukaryota; Viridiplantae; Streptophyta; Marchantiopsida; Marchantiales; Marchantiaceae
Source: the annotation of a GenBank genome assembly